Varanus komodoensis (Komodo dragon) is the source of this 2790-nucleotide messenger RNA. It is a transcript of the gene RPA1, whose product is annotated as replication protein A1. Gene Ontology annotation, cellular component: DNA replication factor A complex; nucleus. The transcript has 17 exons. The coding region runs from base 45 to 1898 and encodes 617 amino acids. The record is from RefSeq and is a predicted model, not a curated record. Gene Ontology annotation, molecular function: damaged DNA binding; single-stranded telomeric DNA binding. Gene Ontology annotation, biological process: DNA replication; double-strand break repair via homologous recombination; nucleotide-excision repair. Lineage: Eukaryota; Metazoa; Chordata; Lepidosauria; Squamata; Varanidae.
UCUCGGGCCACUUCGCGCGGCGGCGGCGGCGGGCCUCGUCCAGGAUGGCGGCUCGGCUGAGCGAGGGGGCCAUCGCGGGCCUCAUGCAAGGAGAGAAGGUUAUAAAGCCCGUUCUUCAAGUCAUUAGCAUCCGUCCCAUCUCCUCUGGAAGUGGCCCGCCACGCUACCGAUUGCUGAUGAGUGAUGGCGUGAACACGCUUUCCUCUUUCAUGCUGGCAACGCAGCUGAACCCGAUGGUUGAUGACCAGCGCCUGUCUGCCAAUGCCGUUUGCCAGAUAAACCGGUUCAUCGUUAAUACCCUGAAGGAUGGAAGGAGGGUGGUUAUCCUGAUGGAGUUGGAGGUCGUGAGAGCGGCUGAUGCGGCGGCUGCUAAGAUCGGCAAUCCGGUGCAGUACACCGAAGGAGCCGGGCAGGAGGUGAAGCAGCCACAGGCCGCAGCUGCAGCAGCCAACCAAUGGCCAGGCAAGCCCCUGCAGCAGAACGGGAGCCCAGGAGCGGGUCCCGUUGGGAAAUACGGUGGCCCUUCGAAGGUGCUUGGGAAAGCGGACAGCUCCAGUGUUCUGAGCACCCCUGGGCGCUCACAGGUCAAAGUGGUGCCCAUUAUCAGUUUGAACCCGUACCAGUCCAGGUGGACCAUUUGUGCCCGAGUGACUCAGAAAGGCCAGAUCCGCACAUGGAGCAACUCGCGCGGGGAAGGGAAGCUGUUCUCCAUCGAACUGGUGGAUGAAAGCGGUGAAAUUAGAGCAACUGCCUUCAAUAGCGAAGUGGACAAGUUUUACCCUCUCAUUGAGCUGAACAAGGUGUACUACUUCUCCAAGGGGAAUCUCAAGGCGGCCAACAAGCAGUACACCACGGUGAAAAAUGACUACGAGAUCACGUUCGUUAGCGACACAUCUGUCGUCCCCUGUGAGGACGCAGAGCACCUCCCGUCAGUCAAGUUUGACUUCGUGUCCAUUGGAGAUUUGGAGAAAAUAAACAAGGACUCCAUUGUGGAUGUGAUUGGAGUCUGCAAGAGCUUUGAGGAUGCCGCAAAAAUUACAGUGAAAUCUUCCAACCGAGAGGUUUGCAAGCGGGAUCUGCACUUGAUGGACAUGUCUGGCAAGCUGGUGACAGUCACUCUGUGGGGAGCUGAUGCUGAGCAAUUUGACGGCUCUCGGCAGCCUGUGGUGGCCAUCAAAGGGGCCCGGGUCUCGGAUUUUAGUGGCCGCAGUCUGUCUGCCCUCACGUCGAGCACCAUCAUCAUAAAUCCCGACAUCCCGGAGUCCUUCAAGUUGCGUGGAUGGUUCGACUCCGAGGGGCAGCUUCUGGAAGCCACCUCCAUUUCUAACACGCGGGGUGGGGCUGCAGCAGGCGGGAACGUGAACUGGAAGACUUUGCACCAGGUUAAAUCAGAAAACCUGGGUCAAGGAGAGAAGCCCGACUAUUUCAGCUGCGUGGGCACGGUGGUCUACCUGCGCAAGGAGAACUGCAUGUACAAGGCGUGCCCUUCCCAGGACUGCAACAAGAAGCUGAUCGACGAGCAGAACGGGCUCUAUCGCUGCGAGAAGUGCGACCAGGAGUUCCCCAACUUCAAGUACCGCAUGAUUCUCUUGGUGAACGUCGCCGACUUCCAGGACAACCAGUGGGUCACCUGCUUCCAGGAGGUGGCAGAGACCAUUCUUGGGCAGAGCGCGGCCUACCUGGGCGAACUGAGGGAGAAGGAUGAUUACGCUUUUGGCGAGGUACUUCAGAAGGCCAUGUUCAGCACCUACGAAUUCCGGAUCAGAGUCAAAGUGGAAACGUUCAAUGACGAGUCCCGCCUGAAGGCCACCAUGAUGGACGUGAGUCCCGUCAACCACAAGGAAUAUGGCAAGAGGCUGAUCAUGAACAUCCGGAAGAACGCGGCGCUGCUGGGCUGAGGAGGGUCUGCCCCGCCCCAGCCCACCUCCAGGCCAGACGGGUCUUCCUUUCCGUAGAAGAGCAGCAGACCAAGGUUUCCGUGGGCUCCCCCCACCCCGCCCAGCCGUCUCCUUUGGCACAAAUUCCGGAAUGUUUUGUGGCUUCCUCUUCUGGCUCACGUUGUUUCUCUCCUGUGUUUUCGGUGGUGCGGCUGCAGGAAGGAAGUCGGGGUCAGGUUGGGGUGUCCUUCAGCAGAGAGCCUGUGGGAAGGCAGGAGUCUCACCUGGGCCCAGGUCCUACGAGGGCCCAUAGGACCUCGUGCAGGGUGGGCAGAGAAGGUGCCGCUUCAUCCCCUUCCCUUCACCCCAAAACUCCGAGAGGCUUGGACGCCUCAGUCCCGGGGGGAGCGGGAGGGCCCGAGUGGCGUUGCGGCUGCCCUGGUGGGAACGACACAGCGAGGCCCUUCCUCCCCCUCCCCUCCCUUCACGUUCAAAGACUUCCUUCCUGCCACAGGUGCCAGACAGUUGCUAAUGCCUCGAAAGGCAACAUGGUAGAAUUAUUAAUCAAAGUCGUAUCUCUUAUAUCUGAAGAAUAUCCUUUCUUCAGGGUUUAAUAGACUGAGUCAGAUGGGCCUGAUAUUAAUCAAAAUUGUCUCUUCUGAGAGAAGCUGAUAAGCAUUGACUCUUCAUCCCCCUGGGAAAUCUAGGCGACUACAAAGCAGUGCGUUAGUUUUUCACGUCAAUUAAUAUUGCAUUUUUGGGGGGCUGCGGACUGCAGCGCUUGCCACCGGUCCAGGCUUCUUCUGUUCGUAUUUCAGCAGCUCUCGAUUUGUUUAUCUCGAAGGGGACGGAGCCUCCAAAUUGGGAGAUGCGUUUCUUUUGUCUCUCAAUAAAGCAGCAUUCGGUUCUUGUG